Molecule: messenger RNA, 876 nt
Organism: Arachis stenosperma
Lineage: Eukaryota; Viridiplantae; Streptophyta; Magnoliopsida; Fabales; Fabaceae
Product: zinc finger BED domain-containing protein RICESLEEPER 2-like
Exons: 3
Coding region: 1-876 (291 amino acids)
Molecular function (GO): DNA binding; protein dimerization activity
Source: RefSeq, a predicted model, not a curated record
AUGCUUAAAAGUGGUUUGAAGUUUCAAAAGGCGGUCAAGAAAUUAAGGGAAAGAGAUACAGAAUAUGCUUUAAUGCAAGGUGGUAUUCCGAGGAAUCUUGAUUGGGACAAUGAAAAACACUUUAUGGAAUUCUUGAAAAUUUUUUAUGAUGUUACAAAGAGUGUGUCUGGUAGUUUGCUUGUGACUUUUUCUCAAUAUUUUCAUGAGUUUUGUAAGAUCUUGCGAGUGUUCAAGGCUUCGUGUGGUAGUCGAGAUCCAUUACUUGGGAGUAUGGCUGAGAGGAUGAAGUUUAAGUAUGACAAGUAUUGGGGUAACGUAAAAAAUAUCAAUAUGAUGAUUUUUGUUGCUGUGGUUAUUGAUCCUAGAUACAAGUUGAAGUUUGUGAACUUUAGCUUUGAAAAGCUAUAUGAUAAGGAUGAUGCUGAUUUUUUAGGUAAAAAAGUGAAAGAGACAUUCUCCAAGAUGUUUGAAUGCUAUGUGAAUGCAAAUAAUGGGGGUAGAUCUUUUACUUCAGCAACAAUGGAUUGUGCAUCAGAUGUGGGAGUACCUAAUGACAACAUGGCUGGUGAUUUUUUCAAAGAGGUAAAUUCUAGCAAGUAUCAUAUCUUAUCCCAAAUAGCUAGAGAUGUCUUAGCAAUGCCGGUCUCGACUGUUGCUUCAGAAUCGGCUUUUAGCACUGGUGGAAGAGUGCUUAACAACUAUAGGAGUUCUUUAACUCCAAAGACAGUUGAGGCAUUGAUUUGUACACAAAAUUGGCUUCGUGCAUCUCCAAUGACAAUUGAUUUUGAGGAGCUUAUUGAUGAGUUUGAGAAACUUGAAUUAGAAAUUGCACUAACCGAAAAAGAUGAUGAUGAGUCUGGUAUAGAUUCAGAUUAA